This is a messenger RNA of Macadamia integrifolia, 2348 nucleotides long. RefSeq names its product protein NRT1/ PTR FAMILY 5.9-like. Gene Ontology annotation, biological process: transmembrane transport. Gene Ontology annotation, cellular component: membrane. The transcript has 4 exons. The coding region runs from base 629 to 2230 and encodes 533 amino acids. The record is from RefSeq and is a predicted model, not a curated record. Lineage: Eukaryota; Viridiplantae; Streptophyta; Magnoliopsida; Proteales; Proteaceae. Gene Ontology annotation, molecular function: transmembrane transporter activity.
GCUUCUUCCGUUCUGGGUUAUUGAGAUUGGAUCACAGGAAUAAGAACCUUAUCCUGAAUUGACGACUCCUUUUGCUUGUAACCCAGAUUCAGAACGUAACUGAUGUCAACAGUUACUGAUAACCGUUUCAUUCUUUAAUAACCCAUUAACAACAGUUUCAGAAUACUUUACUGCAGGUUGCAGGUCUUGAUUCGUUCUAUUUAAAUGUUCCUUAUCUGAUACAAAUUCAUUGAAGGGUUUUCUUACAGAUUUUCCAGAAUGUCGUCAUCAUCAUCCAAGUAUUGUUACAAAAGUAGCAGAAAAGUGGGAAACGGAGUAAACAGAAAUUGCAUGUCGACAUGAAUGCCUUAUCAUGGAAGGGCUGUGACGACACCACCAAUCAAAUUGAAAGUUAACUUUGUUGGAGCUUUAAGCUUGACUAGAAGACCAACCAAGGAAAAGUAACGAAAAAACAAAAGAUUUUAGUAAUGGGGAGACGUCUUGAUUCUCUGCUUUAAUCCCCACAUAGAGUUGUUGCAGUGGUGACUGUGACUUAGGUUCUGAGUCUCAAGAGAAAACUGAGGUUUUCUUGGUAUUGGCUUCCAUGUUUGAUCUUCCUCUUCAAAGUUGAAGUUCAUUUAUUUGCACCAUGGAUGAAGGAAGGAGAUCAAAAGGACUGGGCAAAUCAUGUAUUCUGCUUAUAGUGAUAGCUGGGGUGGAGAGGCUUGCAUUCAAGGGGGUGGCUUCCAAUCUCAUUACUUAUCUGACGGAUGUUAUUAAAAUGAGCAACUCGUCGGCAGCCAAAACUGUAAACAACUGGUGUGGAGUAACAUCCAUCCUCUCUCUAUUAGGAGCACUUGUUGCUGACUCUUACUGGGAUCGAUAUUCCACCAUCAUAGCAUCCUCUCUCCUUUAUGUUUUGGGGCUUGCGGCAUUGACAUCAACAACACUGCUAAGGGCAUGGCUACCUCCUACCAAAACCAGCUCCUCAUUAUCUCUCUUUUGGUCACUCUAUUUGAUUUCCAUAGGGCAAGGUGGAUACAACCCUUGCUUGCAGGCUUUUGCAGCAGAUCAAAUUGAAUGUGAUGAUGAGUUGCCUUGUACCAAAGAUGACCAAAGUGCAAAGAAGAAAAGUUCAUUUUUCCAGUGGUCAUAUUUCAGUAUCUGUACAGGUAGCCUAUUGGGUGUCUCUCUUAUGUCCUAUAUUCAAGAUACUUUUGGUUGGGGAUUGGGAUUUGCCAUUCCUACAAUAGCAAUGGUGGCUUCUGUUGUAUGUUUCUCAUGUGGGACUCGAACUUACACCCAUAAGCAGAUCAAGGGUGGGAAGAAACCCAUAGAAGAGAUAUUUCAAGGCAUCAAAGAAGGUGUAUCAAAAAUGUUGAAUGGCAGGAUCACCUUGCCAGAGAGAGACUCCGAGAAGGUUGAGCUCGAGCUACAGGGGAGUCCACUUUGCAACCAAGAUUCAGAUUCUGAUAGCUCCAAAACAAUGGAUAAAAACCCUAACAAUGAGAUUGUUACAUUUGACAUGAGACGGAUACUGAGGCUCUUGCCCAUAUGGAUCACACUUCUAAUGUUUGCUGUUGUCUUCCAACAACCAGUUACCUUCUUCACUAAACAGGGAACAACUAUGAAGAGGAACAUUGGAAGCAGCUUUGUUAUCCCUCCUGCAACACUGCAGACUGCUAUUACUAUCUCAAUAGUACUUCUAAUGCCUUUAUAUGACAAGAUGAUCAUCCCCUUCAUACAAAUUAUCACUCGAACGGAUAAAGGGAUUACUGUGAUGCAGAGGAUGGGAAUUGGGAUGGUUCUCUCAGUUGUUGCCAUGGCAAUAGCUGCAAUUGUUGAAACAAAGAGAUUGAAUAUCAGUAAAUCAGGGCUUCUAGAAUCAGAGUCAUCAACAGUGGCAAUGAGCAUCUUCUGGUUGCUACCUCAGUACAUUCUCCUUGGAAUCUCAGAUGUGUUUACUGUUGUUGGAAUGCAAGAGUUCUUUUACACCCAAAUGCCUAGUAGGAUGAGAACCAUGGGCAUAGCUCUGUAUCUCAGUGUUUUUGGGGUGGGAAGCUUUCUUAGUGCCCUUUUGAUCUCACUCAUUGAAAUUGUCACAUGUGCAACUAGACAAAAACAAAGCUGGUUCGCUGAUGACCUGAGGGAAGCCAGACUAGAUAACUACUAUUGGCUUCUGGCUCUGUUAAGCACCUUGAGCUUACUAAUGUUUAUAUGUUUAUGUAAACUCUACAAUGGGAGGAACUAGGAAUGCUUCUUCCAUUGGAAAUUUGUAAUUAAGCUUUUUGUUUGACUUUGACAAUAAUUAGUUUAAACAUAAACCUUUUUCUUAUUAUAAAUGGGGCUAAUUAGUCUUGAAACCUCAA